AUGAACGACAGUAGGAAGACUGCAGUCAUCAACACCGAAUUGAAAAGGCUGAACAUCGACAUAACGGCGCUGCAAGAGACCAGGCUCGCCGCAGACGGCAUGCUACGGGAGAAGGACUACACCUUCUACUGGCAGGGGAGACCCGUCGAGGAGGCCCGCCAGCAUGGCGUGGGGUUUGCCGUGAGGAACAGCUUGCUCCCCAUGGUGAUCCCUCCUUCAAAUGGCUCAGAGCGCAUCCUCACUCUUAACCUUGCAACAUCAACGGGGAAGGCAAACAUAAUUAGUGCUUAUGUCCCAACACUCCACUCUCCUCAGGAAAUAAAAGACCGGUUCUAUGAGGAGCUCGACGCCACCAUCAGCCAGAUACCAGGGUCGGAGCCCAUCUUCCUUCUGGGCGACUUCAACGCAAGGGUGGAAUCCGAUCAUGGGGCAUGGCCAGAUUGCCUUGGACGCUUUGGCGUGGGGAAGGUGAAUGAGAAUGGCCAGAGACUGUUGGAGCUUUGCUCUUACCGGAAACUUUGCGUUUCCAACACAUUCUUCAUGACUAAGCCGCAUCACCAGGUCUCAUGGAGGCACCCAAGGUCCGGACACUGGCACCAACUGGACAUGGUCAUCACCCGGCGAGCCCACCUCGGCAGUGUGCUUCUCAUACGCAGCUACCAUGGUGCUGACUGUGAUACAGACCACUCUUUGGUGUGCAGCAGGGUCCGAUUGGCCCCAAAGAAAAUCAACCGUCCCGUAGGGAAAAGCCGACCACGCAUCAACACCGCCAGGACAACCAACCCCGACCUCCGCUCGAAAUUCACCAAACGCAUGGAGGAGGCCCUUAAAGAUCACGCAGCCACGACCAUCGAGGAGAGAUGGCAGAUUAUUCGCGACACCACUUGCAGAAUAGCCAUGUCAUCACUAGGAAAGAGGGAGCGGAGAAAUCAAGACUGGUUUGAAGCCUGA
Molecule: messenger RNA, 951 nt
Organism: Octopus sinensis (East Asian common octopus)
Lineage: Eukaryota; Metazoa; Mollusca; Cephalopoda; Octopoda; Octopodidae
Product: craniofacial development protein 2-like
Exons: 1
Coding region: 1-951 (316 amino acids)
Biological process (GO): chromatin remodeling
Cellular component (GO): nucleus
Molecular function (GO): catalytic activity
Source: RefSeq, a predicted model, not a curated record